AUGCUGCACUGUUUGGAUCUUUGUUUCCCGAAGAAACUCAAGGUAUUGUCCUCUUCAGAUGAAUUUUUUCACUUUUAGUUUCAAUCAGUCAUAGAGUAAACUUUUCGGCGGGUGUAUACGAUUUAUGUUCGUAGUGAUUUAUUGUACUUAGUCAGUGUUUUGAAGUUUAUUUAGGCAAUUUCAGUUGUUUUAAAUAUUCUUUAGGCCUUUUGCCAAGUUCUCAAAAAUUUCGAGGAAUCGUUGUAGUUAUUGUAAUUUUUUGUAAAUUUUAGAACAUUCGCUUCUCAUGUUGUGUAAAGGAUCUUUCCCCCGGAACACCCGAUUUUUUCUUUAGCAGCGCAAAUGCACAUGCGCUAUCAAGCCGUAGAUCAACGAUGGUGUGGCGAUGCUACGAAGGAGCGACACAGUUUUGUUUUCAAAUAUAUAAGUAUUUCAGACGUGAAUAUUAAGUAAAUCUUUGAGAAUCUACGCAAUAUAUAAAUUGAUGUUAUGCAUUAUGGGCAUUCAAUCAAAUAGGCCCUACCGAUAUUAUUUAGACGGUAUAUUCAUUAUAGCCUACAGAGCUGGGAAGGAGCGAUACAGUAUUGUUUUCAAAUAUAUAAACAUUUCAGACAUGAAUAUUGAGAAAAUCUUUGAGAUUCUACGCAAUAUAUAAAUUGAUGUUUUGGAUUUUACUGGCAUUCAAUUAAUACUUUAAGUGCCGAUAUAUAUUGUUUAGACCGUGUAUUCAUUAUACAUCGACUGUAUAAGGUGCUAGCCAACGUGUUAUCGCCAACCGCUUGACUUCCCAGCAAGCUUUAUGAAAUAGAAGAAAAAGGCAAGGAGCUAUCCAACGUGUACAGUUACGGGCCUUGUUCACAUGUCUGGCACAACGGUGCAAACUCGUGUUCAAUGCAAUAUUCAAUGCAAUGAGAACUCUACCUGAUCUUACGAGAAUCUAUCUGUAUCAAAGCUUUAUCAAAACUGCUAUAAACACUGCUAUAACUGUGAAACUAUUGACAUCUAAAGUGACAUUGAAUACUUGCGAAAAGCUGAAAAUGACCUCAGGAAAAUGACUCAUGAAAAACAAAUUGAUCUUGGGAAUAUAAAGUCAAAGGUCAAUGAGACUGUUAUUGUGAAACCUGUCACAAUUAGUUUAAAGAUAAAGAGCAGAGCCCAGCAAAUAACUUUAAAACCAAACAUAAUAAAAGUAAGAAAUUUAUUAGCUAACGUGUUUCGUUGUUACAAAACAACAUCUUCAGAGCAAUCUAUAAAUGAAUUUACAGGAUAUGGUAGUAUAUUUACAAAAUAAUGGUUUAAUAUUACAAAAACGGUUUAUUACAUAGUUUGAAAGAACAAAUGAAUAGAAAGAAAGGAAAACAACUUAUCAGUAACUAUAGUUAAUUAGUAAGAAUUAACAUAGUAUAGUUAAGGGUAAAAUUACAUAACUAAAAUAACUCAAGAGGGGUAGAUCUAAUAUUAGCAUUAAGGACAGGGUUAAGUUGAGAUAUUAAUAGGCUUUCACGGAUAAGAAGAUCCCCCUCAAAAGUGGCUAAUGAUAGGAUUUUGAAAUCAGACGCGGAGACUGGGUGCUUGUGCAUGUGUUUGUGAGCGAGUAUACUAGACAUGGUUGAGAUAGAGCGUUCUUUUCCAGUCACAGGCGAGACUCCCAUAUGCUCUGGGAUACAUGUGUGAAUGUGUCGGCGUGUUUGGCCAACAUACAAUGCGCUACAGCAUUGACACGUGAACCGAUACACAACAUGUGAUCUCAGGGCAAUGGGAAUCCUGUCUUUAAAUGGAAAGAAACUAGAAAGGAGACAAGAGGGACGGAAAACAACACGUAUGGAAAUAUGUGGAUAAGCAGAAGCAAGAACUUUACUAAGUUGUGAACGGAUAUGUAGACCAUGAUGUCCAGUUUCUUGGAACAUGUAUGGACCAUGUCUUUGGUGUUAGGUCCCUACCUACACUGGUGUAUAGACCAUUCAAAAGUUCUUUAAUGUCUAUAUCUCAGGUAGUUGUAUCAUCUACAGAGUCGUCUGGCACCCACUGUUAAAAAAAUUAUGUCAGAUACUAUAGUUUGAAUAAAUAGUUGAUAUUUAACAAAUAUAAAAUAUUUUCCGUGUUGAUAUACAGUUUUGGUAUUUUUGCACAAGUGAACAUAACAAAUCCUACAAGGUGAUUGGUCAAAUUUGACGUAUUAAUCUGUUAUAUGUCGGCGUGUUUGGCCAACCAAUAUAACAAAAUCCAAAUUUUCAAAAUGGCGGCUAGCCGUUUUGUUGAAGUUAGUGAUAAAGAAAUAAGCGAAAUUAAAAUGAAUUCAGACCAGAAAAAAAACACAAAAAACUUGUGCAAAAAUACUAAAACAAUUAUUCGCCUCAGGCUCGGUGAUUAUCGAGGAAUAUUCACCUCGACUUCGUCUCGGCGAAUAUUCCCCGAUAAUCACCUCGCCUUCGGCGAAUAAUUGUUAAAUAUCAGCACGAGUGGAAAUUGGGAAAACGAGAAAUGUGUGGAAACGGAGUGUUUUCACACAAUUUCUCGUUUCCCCAAUUUCCACGAGUGUUCAUAUAACUGUAUAUGAAUACGGAAAAAAUGUUCUGUAUUAAUUUGUUUUGUAAUAAUUAUAGCACAAAGAAACAUAAAGAAAGACAUUUUCCGACGUUUCCGUGUUGACAUUGAGUUAUAUCAACACGGUUCUUAGCCAAUCAACGUUCAGAAUUUACAAAUGCUCUAUUAAAAUCUAUUAUUGGUCAUGAUAUUUAAUUUAGGUUUAUACAUCUCAAAUUGUCUGUGUUAGCGUAGGUAUAGAGAUGAGAACAACCAGCAAUCUUUAUAGGAAGUAUAUACAAGUAUACCUAAAAAUAUAAUCAAAACGUCGACGUUUCGAGCGGCUCUUCAUGAGGAAUUUACUCGCUGACGAAGGGCUUUCGUUCGAAACGUUCGAAGUUUUGCUUAUAUUUUUAGGAAUAGUUGGACUAAUUCCUAUAGAGAUUGCUGCUAUGGGUUUAUAUAUGUUUUAAAUUAAGUGUUGACAUACUGUACCUUAACUAGAAACAUCUAACCAUAGUAGCCAAUAUUGUACGUGGCUAUCAAUUCUAACAUAAUACUUAUCUUUAAUGAUUUUCUAGAUAUCAAUUUGAAAGGAAGUAAUCGAAUGGCUUAGUUAUUGCUACAGAAUGGCUGCGAAACCAUUUUCUAAAGAACAAUUAAAUUUCUUUAAAUUUGGCACACUUGUUGUUGAUGAGUUUCCCAAAGUCGUGCGUGGAUUAUUUAUCACCAUGUGGGACACCAACGUAGCUACAAAGCCAGGAUUCAUGGUUUGGGAUGAUAGUGCCAAAGUGCGGAACAUGCUCCGUAUGUCUGAAGGUGGUAAAUCUGCUAUACCAACUACGAAAUUAAUUGAGGAGUGGGAUAACACAGCUUUGUUUAAAGCAACAAUCUAUGCCAAAAUAUUUGGUGUUCCAACUUUAAAUGAUUUACACUUGACGAAAGUGAAACCAGCUUCAGGCACCUUUCACGCAUCCGUUCGAAGUUCUUCAGGAAAUCAGGAAGAGACGUACGCCUUGGUGAUCGAUCAACUGAGAUUGUUGAGAAACGAAUAUUGCCAUUUAUCCAAAGCGGAACUAAGUAAAGUUCAUUUCGAUACAUAUGUACAGUUGGUGAUCAACGCUUUAAAAGAAGUUAAUUUUGACACUACCUCUGUUGAUGCUAUUGGUCAGAUGACCGAGAAUGAUUUCCCGACCGAGAAAGUUCAAAAAUUAUGUGAUUGUCAUGUGAAGGAGUUACAAGCCAUGAAUAUGUUUCAUGAGAGUGUAGAGCAGAAAUUAUCUGAUAUUCAUGAGAUGAUGAAAAACACCAGUUUGGGCGAUAAGGGAGAACCUGGUAAGGUGAAAAUGAUGUUUGUAUUUUACUAGUGUAUAACAUAAUUUAUCAAUAUACAGUACACUUCAUCAUACCCCCACCCCUUGGGGUAUGAUGAAGUGAAAAGUAAAAAGACUUGCAGGUUGCACAAUUGAUACUUUUGGUACAAGUUAUUAGCUCAUAUUUUUUCUGUGUUGGUGCCAUGUACUCAGGUGAAUAUGAUGUUUGCGAUGUUACUCUGAGUGUAUAUCAACACCGGGCAAGCUUGAAAAAUUUGCCUGGCCACGGUGGGAAUCGAACCUACAAUACUAGCCCAAUGCUCUGCCAACUGAGCUACGCGGUCAAGUAUGUGAUAUUUCGGAACUGAGUCUAUAUGUAGAUAUCCUUCCUUCGAUAUCAUUGCAAUCUAGUAUAAGUCCUGCAGUUGGCAGAGCAUUGGGCUAGUAUGUAUUCCAAAGGUCGUAGGUUCGAUUCCCACCGUGGCCAGGCAUAUUUUUGAAGCUUGCCCAGUGUGGAUAUACACUCAGAGUAACAUAACAAACAUCAAGAUAUUAGCUAAUGAGAAGCCACGUACUGUAGUGACUAAAAUUAUCUUCGCAAUUUUUACAACCCACCUUUUGCAUUGUCAGACUAUUUCACAUUGAUAUUGUAAUUAUGGACAUAUGCUUAUUUCAUUUGGCUUGCAUUGUGACAGAUAUAACACAGAUUGGAUCAGGUUAUCUACAGUCAUGCAAUUUUGUAUAUCGUUGUCCGUACAUGUAACAAGUUUGGCUAUCGUAUUCUAAUGCAUUAUAUAAAAAAACCCCUUAUAAUAGAAGCAUAUUUUAACCCUAUAUAUAGGAACAUUACCCAAGCCACAUAUUCCAAGAUCUGAUCCCAUGUUUACUGGCAGAGAAGAUGAAAUUAAACAAAUUACAGACCUCAUAACUGACCAAUCAACACGACUGCUAAACAUUUGGGGAUCUCCUGGAUUUGGUAAGACAUCCACAGCUGUUGAAGUAGCACACCGCCUUAAUAUAUCUCUCGGGUACGCAGUUUAUUUCUUUAUAUUGCAAUAUAUUAACACAGUAGAUAAGUUUCUCUCGAAGGUUUUAAGUAUUUUUACGUGUAAUGUAGUAGAUCCUAAUGUAAGGCCUUCAGACAGGCUAGUAAGUUAUUUUAGAGAAAUCUCUUCUCCAGUUAUUCUCGUGUUUGAUAAUCUUGAUGAUAUUUUAACGAGCGAAACCUGCAGUUCCACUGAACUAACUAAUUUAUUUAAUGAAUUUUUAGACAGUAGUGUUAACAUUAAGAUAGUUUUCACAACGAGGGGGCUUUUACAAACAACACGCGGUCAAGGGAAAGGAUUUAGAGAUGUAAGAAUUCGGCCUCUGAGUUCAUCUUCAUCAUUUGAAUUUGUGCGCCACCUUCUUCCUUCAUUUUCAGAAAAUGUUGUAGCUAGGGUGGUUAGAAUUUCUUUCUAUGUUCCUCUGGCAAUGAAAAUCCUUGCUUCUUCGUUAGUUGAAAACUCUGAAGAUAUUGCGAAUAAAAUGCUGGAUGAAUUUAAUUUUUCUGAAAAUCUUUUAGAGCAGAUAGACAUGCAUGGGUACGAGGAAAAAAUGCAAAAAAUAUUCGAGUCUGUUUUUGAGCGGUUGACAUUACAUGAGAAACAGGCGUUGAUUUGUCUUACAGCAUGUUCUUCUGAUGCGAUAAGUGAGGAUGCCGCGAUAGACGUUGUUUCUGGAGAAAUGGGAAGUACAUCAAAAUCAGUAAAGAGCCUUGGCACACUUGUCAAAAAAGCUUUCAUUGAUAAAAGUCUCAUUAGCAAAUAUUACUCUAUUCAUCCUCUCAUCCAUUCUUUUCUCAUGGAUAAAGGAAAACAAAGUGAUUUUGAAACUGUUCUAAAUUCCUCUCGACUUCGGUUUUGUAGAUAUUACUUACUUCUUUUUGAAAGAUUAAAUGACGAUUUCCUUGCCGGAAAGUUGGUCGAUAGUCCUCAGCUACAAGACACAAUGUACCAUCUAUCGACUGCCAUGUUUCAGUCUAUCGCAAAUGGUUCAGAAAAUUGCAACGAUGUUUUUCGCAUCUUAUCAAAGUCUGAAAUAUUUUUUUUCUUAAUUAAUGUUCCCCACAGUGCGUCACAGAAUAUUCAUAAACUCUACGACUUAGCAAUAGAGAAAUCUAAAACCUUAACCAAUGACUUCAUUUACUUGAAACUACAUGUCAGCAAGUAUUUCCAACGAAUUGCAUUUUCCCUUUUUGUCCAGGAUAUAAAUGUAGGCAUACCGAAAUCCGUUCGUGAAAAUAUCGUCAAAUUAUCUGACGGUACUGCAGCAAAACUCUUUUGCUAUGAAGCUAUUCAUGAUAUUUGCAAUGGGAUGGUUGUUCGUAAUGGUAUUCAGCAAAUUGAAAAGUAUCUUGAUAGUUUGCAAGAUUGCGCUAAUCACUUACUUUUCAAAUGUAUGUGCCUUCAGAUUCUUGUCGCUUAUUAUAGUAGUUUGAAUCAAUUGGAUAAAUCAUGUAAGUUUAGGGAAAUGGCUUUUGACGUUUGUUCCAAAAUUGGUAAUUUGAAUCUCUUUUUGAUUGAUGAUUGUGAUCACAAAACGGAGGAUGUGAACGAAUCUUUAAUUUUGUUCAGCUAUCUCUUUAGCAUGUGGUCAAAAACAUUUUCCUCAGCGGAGAUAAAACGGCACGUUUUUAAUUAUGUUUAUAAACUGCAGCAACAAAAGGAGGUUGAAGAAUGUAGUUCAUAUUAUGUAUAUCAAAUUAUUUGUUACUGUUAUUAUGUUGUAGCUUCUCUUGGUGUGAGUUUCGGACAAAAACCUAUUAUGGAUGAAAACAUUGAAUCCCUUCACAAAUUACUCAUAGGGUUUCAAGAUUCUAGUGACGUGAGAGAUAAAGCAUUUUGCGAUAUUUCACAGAAAACUAUGGGUAUGGAGUAUUCGAUUGGACAUUUGCUUUUUUCCUAUCAUCUGAAAGUUGAGUUCACAGAUGACAAAGAUCUGAGCAUCGAAGCAUGUCGCAAUGCACUUGAUCUUUCACUUCAACAUUUUGGCGAGCGACACAAACAUACUGCUCAAUGUUACAGCAAUAUUGGCGUGGCUGAAAAUAACGCUGAAAAUUACAUUUCUUCUCUUCAUGCUUUUGAUCAAGCCCUUGAAAUAAUGUUGACUGUAAACCGUGAACCUGACGACUUCAAAUUUUUAGCCGACCUUUAUCUUAAUAAGGGGGGAACCCAUGGAAGAUUGGGUGAGUCUAAGCAAGCUAUUGAAUGUUAUGAGGAAGCACUUAAUAUCAAGGCAAAAAAUUAUGAUGAGGAAAGUGAAGAGAUUGCUGAAAUUCUAUUUUUGACAGGGUGGUUGCAAUAUAAGCGUAUGAAAUGGACUUCAGCUCUUGCAACACUUGAACGUGCUCUGCGCACAAGGAUUAAGCUAUUUUCGGAGAAGCGCUGCUCGUAUAAGAAUUUAGUUGUAAAUUAUCAUACUGUUGGAUGUGUGUAUGAUUGUCUUGGCAACGACAGUGAAAGUAAACUGUGUUUUGAAAGUGCACUAGAGAUAUUGAAAACCUGUGCGGAUGAUCGUGAAAGUAAAGAAUAUGUGUUUUGGAUUUACUUAGCACUUUUAGAUUUGAAGUUAGAUGAAAACUUUUACAUGGAAGUGCUUGAUGCCAGCCUACCAGUGAUCAACGAAUAUAAUAAGUCGUUGUCACCUAUCUUGUAUUUGAGAGUCUGUUUAAACCAACUUCAGUUAGGAAAGAAAGAAGCCGGUCUAGCGUUUCUUCAAAAAGCUCUUGACUCACAUUCAGAUGCGAUUCAGCGAGAACAUGCUGAUAUUCGAGAACAUACGGUAUGGUGCUACAGCGCAGUGGUUUCCAAGUUAAUUGAUACUGGAGAGUAUAAACUAGCGAAGAACACACUUGACAGGGGUCUUCAAAUUGCAGAGUCAAUUCCGGGAGGUCGGAAACCUUCCGUCAUAUUCCGUUGUUAUUUGUUGAAGGGCCGCAUUCACAUCGAGGAGCAAGAAUAUGCUUUAGCAAUUCAGUCACUUCAACAUGCACAUCUGCAGUUUUCGGAGGUUUCUUUUGAAACUGGUGACGUAUUCAAAGAAUUUCAUUGUCGUAAGCUCAUUGCUCUUGCGCAUUACCAUCAAGGAAAUUAUAAAGAUGCGCUGUGCGACGUGUUGUCCAUUAUAAAAGAUCGUUUGCUUGAAGGAAGCAAAGAUCAUGCUGACAUGUAUAUUUUGGUAGCAAAUAUUGCGCUCAAAAUGAAAAACAAAAAAUUAGUUGUAAGAAAUUUGCACUUGGCGUACGAGGCGUAUUCAAAAGUUCUAGGAAAAAAUCAUCCCAAGACACGUCAAACUUACAUGUACAUUGCUUAUGUUGAAGAAUACGCGCAAGGUUAUACUUGUUUGUCAUAAGCUGUUUGUUGACUUUCUAUACGAGUUCGGAAAUAUUGCAUUGUUGUACAGUAGUUUCCAUUGACGGACAGAAUCAACUAUAAUAUAAUAUUAUAAUAUUAUAAUAAACGUGUCUCAUAAAAAACUCUGGCAACCAGAACAGUGAUUUAGAUCGGUAAAACAGCUUUGCAACUUUCAAUUUUCACAAUGCUGCAGCUUAUUCGAGAUAUAUGUCUUUAUCAUAUGCCUAUAGGAACAUAGGACCAGAAGCUAUAGCCAUUCUCUUCAGCAUUUCAAUUUUACAUUUCUCCC
Paramuricea clavata is the source of this 8519-nucleotide messenger RNA. The record is from the annotation of a GenBank genome assembly. Lineage: Eukaryota; Metazoa; Cnidaria; Anthozoa; Malacalcyonacea; Plexauridae.